This is a messenger RNA of Bombyx mandarina (wild silkworm), 601 nucleotides long. RefSeq names its product general odorant-binding protein 83a. The record is from RefSeq and is a predicted model, not a curated record. Gene Ontology annotation, molecular function: odorant binding. Lineage: Eukaryota; Metazoa; Arthropoda; Insecta; Lepidoptera; Bombycidae.
UUAAUGUGAUAUAAAGACACUAAGAGGUCAUUAUAUCACUAUUGACGAAACGACCGUGAAGCAUGAUCACAGCGUCGCUUCACGUAAUAUUUGCGCUACUGGCUUUCGUCUACGGCGGAAAAGAUAAACCGGUGCUUAGUGAAGAAAUCAAAGAAAUAAUACAAACGGUACACGACGAGUGUGUCGGUAAAACCGGCGUCUCAGAGGAGGACAUAACGAAUUGUGAAAGUGGCAUAUUUAAGGAGGACGUGAAAUUGAAGUGCUAUAUGUUCUGCCUGCUGGAGGAAGCGGGCCUUGUGAGUGUAAAUGAUGACGGUACUGUUGAUUAUGAAAUGUUCACAAGCCUCAUUCCCGAAGAAUAUUUCGACAGAGCAACUAAAAUGAUUUUCUCCUGCAAAGAACUCGAUACACCGGACAAAGACAAAUGCGAGAGGGCCUUUGAGGUUCAUAAAUGUUCGUAUGAAAAGGAUCCCGAUUUUUAUUUUUUGUUUUAAACGAAGCUUGAAGUGGAGUGAAAAUACAUUUAACUAACUUAUUUAAUACGCUUUAUUUAAAUUAAGUGCGGCUUGUUAAUAAUAAAUGAAUUUUGUCCCUAAAAGAU